Messenger RNA from Myripristis murdjan (pinecone soldierfish), 2274 nucleotides. Its product is annotated as semaphorin-4E-like. Lineage: Eukaryota; Metazoa; Chordata; Actinopteri; Holocentriformes; Holocentridae. The record is from RefSeq and is a predicted model, not a curated record. Gene Ontology annotation, molecular function: semaphorin receptor binding; chemorepellent activity. The coding region runs from base 1 to 2274 and encodes 757 amino acids. Gene Ontology annotation, biological process: positive regulation of GTPase activity; positive regulation of cell migration; semaphorin-plexin signaling pathway. The transcript is spliced from 15 exons. Gene Ontology annotation, cellular component: plasma membrane.
AUGGACAUUGUGGACAGUCGUGGAACGCUCGUGUCAGCGCGCGCCUGUGGUCUCUGUGACGCAACAAAGCCGAACGCAGCGACGUCACGGUCGCGUGACAACAACAAGAUGAAGCUCUUUACAUUCUUCAUCUUGCUCCUCCUCAUCGUGAGUGGAGAAAACUCCUUGAGGAAGAACCCACCAAGGAGGAGUGUCCCAUUCUACAAUGUACCUAUGAAAAAAUUUAGUGGGGCUGGUUUCACAAACCUGAGCUCCAUGCUGGCGAGAGAAGACCUUGGACAACUCCUUGUUGGAGGCAGAGAGAUGGUGCUGUCUCUAAACAUGAGUGACAUCAGCGAAAUGAUCGGCAAGACCCAGUGGCUGGUGAGUCCAUCAGCCAGACAAAACUGCCUGAUGGAACAUGGGGACAUCAAGGAGUGCGACAACUACAUCAAAUCCAUGCACAGAACUGAUGAUGGCAAUCUGUACGUGUGUGGAACCAAUGCGUUCAGCCCCUCGUGUGACUACAUGUCAUUUAACAACAGCCACCUGGUCAUGGAGAACCGCCGAGAUUUUGGAACAGGCAAAGUCCCUCUUGAGCCCAACCAGCGCCACACCUCCCUUUUGGUUGAAGACACGCUGUACUCGGCCACAUUCACCGACUUCUGGGGCACACAGCCAGUGGUCCAGAAAAGUGGACCGAAAACGAUUAAAACAGAUUCGUCAGGAUCCUGGCUGAAUGAUCCCACCUUUGCAUCCAUGAGCCUCGUUGAAACCGGAACAAAUAGUGAGGAGGGUGAAGACGACAGCAUUUUCCUCUUCUUCACUGAGAAGGCUUUGGAGAGAGAUCGCACUCUGGUGUCAAGGGUUGCACGUGUUUGCAAGGGUGACAUCGGGGGGCGAAAAGCCCUCAUGUCGAGAUGGACGUCAUUUCUAAAGGCUCGGCUGGAUUGUCCCAUCGGCCAAGGGGCGCUUCCUAGCCUGGUCCAGGACGUUUACCUCCUGAAAGACCAACAUGACUGGAGGAACAGCGUCUUUUAUGCCACCUUCACCUCUCAGUCGGAUUCAUGCAGCCAGUCUGCCGUGUGCGCGUACAAAGUCUCAGACAUCAUCAGAGCGUUCAACGGCCCUUUUUGGAGUGAAUAUGGUUCAUCACCACUCGAAGAGGAGCUGCCAUACCCCCGUCCAGGAGCUUGCAUUAACGAUGCCAUGAGGGCCAGAGGCUUCCAAAGUUCUCUGGACCUCCCAAAGGAGACCCUCCAGUUUGUCAAGGAAAACCAUCUGAUGGCGACAGUUGUCCGACCACUGACCGGAGGGCCUCUUUUGGUUCAAAGCGACACAACAUUUACCAAGAUUGUUGUGGACCGGGUAACAGCGCUGAACGGAGAAGAGCAUCCAGUUAUGCUCAUAGGCACAGACUCCGGCUGGCUGCAGAAAGCUGUGAAGCUGAAUGGAGAGGAUGGCCGGGUGUUGGAAGAGCUGCAGCUGUUUCAGGCUCCCCACCCCAUCGACUUUCUCCAGCUGUCCUCCUCCACUGGCCAGCUGUACACCGGAUUCAACGACGAGAUCAUACAGCUGAACACCAGGGACUGCAGCCGCUACAAGUUCUGUUCGGACUGUGUCCUGGCCCGAGACCCGUACUGUGGUUGGGACAUGGUCCAGCAGCGGUGCACGUCUGUUGCUGGCUUGCAGUCUGGAUCCGUGAUUCAGGAUAUUGCUGAUGGAGAUGUGAGCAUGUGCCCAAAAUCUGACAUCAUGCUCAACACCAGGCCAUUCGACAUCCCCCUCACCGUCGGUAUCUCCCAGCUCCUCCCCUGUUCUGUGGACAGCAACCUGCCUGUGUCCUGGUGGUACCAUGGCCGCAUCAUCUCCCCCGGCCCCCGCCACACUGUACUCAAGCAGGGUCUGCUCAUCGAGAAGCCCACCGAAGCGGACGCUGGCCUCUACUCCUGUCACACCAUGGAGACAGUCAAAGGCAAACCGCAUUACAAGAUGGUGUUCCAGUAUCUCCUGCGGGUGAAGAAGGACCAGGACUUGAUCUACCUGCUUGUGCCUUUGGUUACCGCCAUGUUCCUCACUCUCCUCGUGUUGGUCACGUUCACUGCCUGCGUCACGUUUCACCGACAGAGGAAAGCUGCGGCUCUGCAUUACAACAUCAGCAACAGCCGUCACUGCAUAGUGGACAUGGGCGUUAACACAGAGUGUGGCCAAGCUGAAGAGGAGGAGCUGGUGGCAGAAAUGGAAGACGCAUCCGACUGCAGCAACAACGAUGUGGUCAUUGAGAUUCCAGAGUAA